Molecule: messenger RNA, 696 nt
Organism: Adineta steineri
Lineage: Eukaryota; Metazoa; Rotifera; Eurotatoria; Adinetida; Adinetidae
Source: the annotation of a GenBank genome assembly
AUGGCACCAUUAUCUGAUGAUGAUGAUAAUAACAAUAAUUAUUAUGGAUUAAAUAAUCGAUUACAAUCGCUUAAUUCUGAACAAUUAGCUGAAUUGAGUGAAUAUUUUGCACUUCAAGCUAAUGAAGAUCCAACAUCUGAAAAUAUAGAUCGUAAUUCAGAUGAAAGAUCUAUGACUAAACGUGAUGCUUUAUGGACAACAACAGAAGUUCUCGAUUGUAUUCGACGUGUAAAAUUAUACAAGAAUAGUUCAAAACUUGAUCUUGUCACAGAAAUGCUCAAUUGUUAUCGACGUUUGAAACAUGCUGACACCGAAAUACUUGUUGGUAUUCAACAAAAAUCUUCAACAAUCAUCGAUUGGCUUCCAAUUUUAUCUAUAAUCUUAGCUGUUAUUAUUUGUCUCAUUGCUUUCAUUGUUUUAUGUAAACAACAAAUAGAUCAUCGUCAUUAUAUUUAUUCACAAAUAAGACGACGACGACGAUCAGAUAAUCGAAAUAAAAAUAAUAAUCAAAUGUCUUUGGAUGAAAUUGAUGUCGCUGAAUGUAUCGAUAGUGAUAUGGAAUUUAUACCAGGACUUAAUAUAUUAUUGGCUAAAGGUAAUAUAAUACUGGAUGAUAAUGAUGCUGAAAUGCUUAAUUCAAUGAGUACAUUUGAUCGUCUUCAAUAUUUUCAAACACUUCUUAAUCAUGUUAAAUAA